Moneuplotes crassus is the source of this 2916-nucleotide messenger RNA. NCBI's taxonomy places the organism in Eukaryota, Ciliophora, Spirotrichea, Euplotida, Euplotidae. The record is from the annotation of a GenBank genome assembly.
AUGAAAAAUAACUAUAAGCUCAAUCUUGGAGCUACAGAAGAUGGCUUGUACAGGAUGCCCACAGUUAGUUCUAAUUAUGUCCAUAUGGAGAAUAUCUCACCAAAUAAGUCCUCUGGGAGGGAUCAUUUAAGAAACAAAGAAUACUCUGAAUUUGGAAGCUCUGUAGAUGGCACUAGCAAUCAUGCACCAUCUCUGAGAUCUCAUAAAGGAAUAGGCUCAAUAGUUUCUUGUGAUCGGAACAGAGCUAGAGACGAUAUGAGAUAUAACGUAUAUGCUCAAACAAGUAAUUAUAGCACAUGCCAAAAUUUAAAAGGAAUGAAUAAGAACACCGUGUUACAACAAAGGAAUUUAAACCAAGAUCUAAACAAUAUUCAAAUUCGUGAUGACCCUAGAAGCCAAAAGAGGCCUUAUACUAAACUAAGAGGUGUUGGGAGCAUCAAGUCUAAGACUUACUACCAAUCUCGGAAGGCAUCUACUCGUUCUAACAUUGUUGAAGAUGAUCCCACUGUCAGUUUUAUCAACUAUCUUUCCAAGUAUGGCAUAAUUGACUACAACUGGAGAACAAUUAUUUCAGAGAGAAACAUGAAAAAGUUGAAGCACAAGGCAGAAAAGAUAUUCUAUCAGUCUAGUAAAUAAUAAAGAGCUUUCAAAAAUUAACUUGCUAAAAGACAUCUUGCAGUGCCAGAUAAAUUACCAGGAGGAAGCCUUCUCAACAAUUGUGAAGGACUUUGCAGGGACUGACCCCAGUCUAACAAAAGAGAAGAUCACUCAGGAUGCGAUCUUGAUCCUCAACGAGAUUCAGGAGGGAGACCUCAACAUUAGCCUCGACUCUAGGAAGGAAAGUCAUUUUAUGCAUAAUAAAAAUGAUACUGACUUUCAGAAAAUCCUCUUACAGUUGAAGAAGUUGUGCAAACGAGAAAGAAUGCUAGUGACUAUUUGUAAUAAGCGGAUAAAUGAACUCGAGAAGGAUAAGGAUAAUGCAGAGCAAAAUCUCAUGGAAUUCAUGAACAAAAAUUCAAUAGCUGUCCUGAAUGGCUCAGGAAUUGAGGAUUCUGAGAUUAUCAAGGAGUUCUGUAGCUCCACUAAUGAUGCAAAGACACAGAAAAUACUUGAAGGAUCGAACUUUGAUUCAAUGGAUAAAGGAUUUAAAACACUUAAAAACAUCAGCUAUAAACUUCUGGCAGAUAAAGAAGUAGCGUUGGAUAAACUCAGGAACCAGUUUGACCAUUCUUCCUCUCUGCCUAAAUCCCAGUGCACUGAGGGACUGAAAUCAGUGAUGACCUUAGAGAAGCAGAUAGACUCAUUACUAAAGACUGUUUCCAGGAUGGAAGGAGUUCUUGAAGAAAAGGAUAAGCUCAUACAGAAUCUAAACGAUUCAAACAAGAAAAGCUCUAAUAUUAUUGAGCAAUUGACCAAGUCCAAAAACUCAGUGGAGCAAGAACUGAAUUGUAAAAUCAAGCAUAUUCGGUCAGAGUCUCACACAGAGAUCAAAGAGUCUCAAGAAAUCAUCCAAGAACUUAACAAGAAAUUAGCAUUCUCUGAGGAAGAGCUAGAAUCUGCUCAAAGUGAGCUUGAAUCAGUCCAGGCUGAACUAGGAUCAGUUCAGGCUGAGCUGAAAUCAGCAAAAGACAAACUAGCAGAGCUAGAAAAGGAGGUUGCAGACAGAAAUGGCAUUGAAACAGAAUUAAGAAAGUGUAAGCAAGAAUUAAUAGACCUCAAACUUGAGCAUGAAGAGCUCAAGAUGUUAUAUAACUCUGAAGUCUUUGAUAACUAUGAGAAAGAGAUUCGUGAGCUCAAGUCAAAGAUUGAAGAAUUAGAAAAGGCAAACACAAGGUUAAGAAAUGAACAUGAAGAAGAGCUCACAGCAACUGCUAAAGAUCUUGAGUCUAAACACUUUGACCAAGUUGAUCUUUUCAAGAAGGAAAUCUACAAGAAAGAUAAGAUAAUCUUUAAAGCAACUAGAAAGGUUAAGAAAAAUAAGGAUCUCGAGGAGCUCAUCAUUAAGGCAAGUAAAGACCUCAGGACUAAAGAUGAGCUGAUCACUAAGUGGAAGGAAAAAUCUCAGAAAUAUGAGUCCCAGUUUAUGGAGCUUAAGAAGGAAACAGACCAAAAGGUCGAAGAGCUAGAAAAUGAUAUGGAGAAAAUCCUUCAGGAAAGUAAAGAUGAAAGACAAGCUCAUAAGGCCAGGACUGAAGAGAUGACUCAAAGAAUCCUGAAUUUAGAGAAAGAUCUUGAACACUAUUCAGAUCUAUAUAAGACAAGUGAGACAAACUGCAAUACACUAUGUACUGAGAAGAUUUCGCUCCUGAAUAAUAAAAUUUCAACACAAACGCAAUCGAUUAAUAAAGCCCAUAUGGUGAUCAAGAAGCUUAAUCAAGAAAACCAGAAUUUAGUCUUACAGCUAGAACAGACUAACAAUAAGGUUACAGCCAAGGAUCAAGAGAUUGGUGAGACACAGAAACUUGAGAACAAGCUACAAGAAACUCUAACUGAGCUCAACAAGCUCAAGAAGAGGAUUGAGAUCUAUGAAGACACAGUUGAGAAAUACAAGAAAUCAGAGCAGGAAUCAAGGGAAGAAGUAGAGAAAAUCAAGGGCCAAAUGAACUGCAUGCAGGAAAAUUUUGAUAGCAGUUACCAGGACUUAGAGAAAGCAAAGGAAUUCAAUGAUAACCUUAACGAGGAACUUGAGAAAGCUAAUACUCAAAUCUCCAAACUUCAGGACCAGAUAUCCCAGCUAGAGAGCGAAAUUGGUGAAAAGGACGAGAAGUUCAAAACUCUUGAGAAAGAGAUGGACAUUCGGGAAGGUGAAAAGGAGAAGAUCAUCGACCAUAUCAAAAAACAGGCUGAGAAUGCAGUUGCCUUCUACAAGAACAAGUACGAACGGAUGAUGAGAGAGUCUAAUUAUUCCUAACAUAU